This is a messenger RNA of Anthonomus grandis grandis, 2069 nucleotides long. RefSeq names its product UDP-glycosyltransferase UGT5-like. Bases 92 to 1663 code for a protein of 523 amino acids. The transcript is spliced from 3 exons. NCBI's taxonomy places the organism in Eukaryota, Metazoa, Arthropoda, Insecta, Coleoptera, Curculionidae. Gene Ontology annotation, molecular function: UDP-glycosyltransferase activity. The record is from RefSeq and is a predicted model, not a curated record.
UACUAAUGCCACUCAAAAAGUACACCUGUGCAAAAAAGUGCAACUGAUAUGACCGCAUAAAAUAGUUUUACCAAUAGAAUCAUCAGUGAAAAUGUUGACUGGCGGCGUCUUUUUACAAAUUUUCGUCGGUUAUUUAGCAUGUGGAAAUGCAAUGAAAAUUUUAGGCAUUUACACGUUUCCAUGGGGCAGUCACAUGAUUCUGGGUACCAAAUUGAUGAGAGGACUAUCAUUGGCUGGACAUGACGUCACAUUGAUUACCGCCACUGCUACCAAGGAUAUGCCCAAAGAAGGGCAGUGGAAAGAGGUUGUUAUUGAUGGAAUGGAUCGACAUGUUAAAGAAUUGACAAUACAUUUGACUAAAACAAUUACUAAUACAAAUAAAUCUAGACUGAGCGCCUUCGCGGAUAUCAAAAUAUUCAGCCAAUGGGUAGUAAAAAUUUGCAAUGCAUCUUUAUCCCAUCCAAAAAUAAAAGAGAUGAUCCGAUCGAGGGAAAAGUUCGAUGCAAUCAUCCUGGACCAAUUCUUAAAUGACUGCCAACACGUUUUUCCGUACCUGUUCGAAGGCCAUUUAAUAGUGGCCAGCACCCUAGGUGCCAACCUUAUUGUGAAUGGUAAAGUUGGCAACCCUCACCCUAUAGCAACAGCACCGAUGGGUAUAGAUUCAGCUGCAUCCGAAGCUGACCGAUCUUCCCUCUAUGCCAGGUUUAAAAGUGUUUUAAUAUAUUCUAUCAGGCAAGCAAUAACGUUUUUAUUCAUUUUACCACGACAUGAUCAAGCAGUCCACGACAACUAUCCAGAUACACCCAGUAUAUUCGAAAUGUACUAUAACGUCUCCUUGGUGCUUUUGAAUUCCCAUCCCAGCUUUGUAGAGGCUGUACCAUUAGUUCCCAACAUGGUUGAAGUGGGUGGUUUCCACAUAGAUCCACCAAAACAACUGCCAGAAGAUUUACUAACUAUUAUGGAUAAAGCGAAAGAUGGUGUUAUCUAUUUCAGUUUAGGAUCUGAAUUGAAAAGCGAGAGUUUGCCCAAAGCGAAGAUAGAAAUGUUGUUGAAUGUUUUUAAAAGUUUGAAGCAAACUGUUUUGUGGAAGUUUGAAGCAGAAUUGGAAGACAAACCUGAUAAUGUGAUGAUUAGGAAGUGGAUGCCACAAAAUGAUGUUUUGGCCCACCCUAACUUAAAACUUUUUAUAACCCAUGGAGGAUUAUUAAGCCUUACAGAAAGCAUUUACCAUGGGGUGCCAGUCUUGGCUAUUCCAUUUGUUGGUGAUCAGGUCAUGAAUGCCGACCAUAUAGUCCAGACUGGGAUAGGAUUAAAAGUCGACUUCCAGGAUGAGAAUGUUAGUGAGGAAAUGCUAAAAAAACUUAUUAGGGAAGUGUUGGAUAACCCUAAAUAUAAAGAGAACGUGCAAAAGUUUUCCAAGAUUUACCACGACAGACCCAUGAGCCCAAUGGCCACGGCGGUUUACUGGAUCGAGUACGUAAUAAGACACAAUGGGGCUCAUCAUCUACGAGUGGCUGGAGUUGGGAUGCCUUUGUAUCAGUAUUUAUUAUUGGAUGUAUUGUUGAUUGUGCUUGUGGUGUUAUUAGGGGUGUUUUUCGCGUUUAAGUGGGUUUUUAGACAGAUUUUUAGGAAUAAAACAAGUAAAAAGGUUAAAAAAGCUUAAUGCACUGAAAAAAGAACCUGGUAAAAUUCAAGUUGAUGGUGUAUUUGACCCAUAUUUAUUUGGAAGAAGGUGGUAAAUGUUUAAAUUGGUGUAAUUUUACUAAGGUUAAUCAAUUUUUCAUAAUUGACUUAAUUGUAUGACCAAUAUUUUAUUACGCCAAGAUUUAAAAUUAUUAAAGCAACUUCUUGAAAUUUUUAUAUUUACAUAUAAAUUUGAUAAAUAAAUAUGCAGUUUGCCCCCAAGUUAAUAUUUGCUUCCGUAUAACAAAUUGUAUUGUAUUUUUGUAAAUAUUUAUUUACUUGCUUUAAUAGAGAUAAAAUUAUCACAAACGAUGUUUAUUAAUUGCCAUUAUUCAUUGAACGAAAUAGAAGAAUUUUUAAAGUUACAUUGCCUAACCCCUUUGAGU